AUGGCUACUAUUUACUUUUCGACUUUUGUAUCUUCUCUCAUAUUGAGUGCUUUUAUGUUCAUGAGUUUCGACGGUUUUGUCACAGCGGUGAAUGCGAGACAUCUUUUGGAGAUACCACUACCCAAGGUGCCUGAAGAGCUUCUGAAGCCAGAAGUACCCAGUUUGUCAAAGCCCGAGCUUCCUCCAUUGCCGAAGGUUGAGUUACCUCCUUUGGAAAAGCCUAAAGUGCCCGAAUUGCCGAAACCUGAGCUCCCAAAAUUGCCUCAAUUGCCUAAAUUUGACGUACCCGAAGUACCAGAAUUGCCUAACGUGCCUAAACCUGAACUCCCUAAGUUGCCGGAAUUGACACCUCUCCCAAAGCCUGUUUUGCCUACCCUUUCAAAGGACAUUCCUAUCCCUUCCUUCAACCCACCACAUACAUCUACCACUAAACCUUGA
Messenger RNA from Cucurbita pepo subsp. pepo (vegetable marrow), 438 nucleotides. NCBI's taxonomy places the organism in Eukaryota, Viridiplantae, Streptophyta, Magnoliopsida, Cucurbitales, Cucurbitaceae. The record is from RefSeq and is a predicted model, not a curated record.